This is a messenger RNA of Contarinia nasturtii (swede midge), 1121 nucleotides long. Its product is annotated as histone H1-II-like. Bases 34 to 687 code for a protein of 217 amino acids. Gene Ontology annotation, biological process: negative regulation of DNA recombination; chromosome condensation; nucleosome assembly. Lineage: Eukaryota; Metazoa; Arthropoda; Insecta; Diptera; Cecidomyiidae. The record is from RefSeq and is a predicted model, not a curated record. Gene Ontology annotation, molecular function: nucleosomal DNA binding; double-stranded DNA binding; structural constituent of chromatin. The transcript has a single exon. Gene Ontology annotation, cellular component: nucleosome; nucleus.
UACAAAGCGAAUUUUUAACAAAGCGAAAUUAAAAUGGCCGACUCAGCACCAGCACCAGUUGCAGCUUCUCCAGCUGUCAAAGCAAAGGUACCAAAGGCCAAGAAACCAGCAUCGAAACCAACCCAUCCACCAACCGCUACAUUGGUCAACGAUGCAAUCAAAGCAUUGAAAGAACGCGGUGGCUCAUCCCUGCAAGCAAUCAAGAAGUACAUCACCGCCAACAACAAGGUUGAUGCCGAGAAAUUGGCUCCAUUCAUCAAAAAGUACUUGAAGAGCGCUGUCGUCAAGGGACAAUUGGUUCAAACAAAAGGCAAAGGCGCAUCUGGCUCAUUCAAAUUGUCAGCCGCUGCUCUUAAACCAAAGGUCGAGAAGAAGAAGCCAGUGAAGAAGGCAAAGGCUGUCAAACCGAAGAAACCAGCAGCAAAGAAACCAGCCGCCAAAAAAGAAGGAGCCAAGAAGAAGCCAGUAGCAAAGAAAGCCGCUGCAGGCACCGCUAAAGUUGCAAAGAAAGCCGGUACACCAAAAGUGAAAUCGGUCAAACCAAAGGUGAAGGCUCCAUCAAAGCAAAGGGCAACCAAACCAUCGAAAUCAGCUGCCCCAAAGAAGCCAAAGACACCAAAACCAAAAACAGCAAAGAAACCAGCUGCAGCCAAAAAACCAAAAGCAGCCAAAGCACCAAAAGCUUAAAUGACUUGUCAUUUAACUUCAGUAGAAGUUUUUUCCAAUUAUUAACUCGAUAUUCGAAAAAAAAUCAGCCCUUAUUAGGGCUACCACAUAAUUCAUUAUAAAGAAUCCAUAAAAAAUCAUUACACAACUUUCUUCUAUAAAUAAUUCAUUAUUUCCUUCACUCACUCAUCCAUCUAUAUUGCAUAGAAUACAUUAGAAAGUAAUAAGAGAGAACAUACGACAUUUUAAGCAGUCUUUUUUGUAUUAAAUACUCCGAUGGAACUUGGCAAAUGAAACUAAAUUAACAUUAAUCGCUAAAACUAAUGUUUAGCUGAAAGAAUUUUGUUUCCAUCAAGAGAUACAGAAUAUAAUGGAGAAAAUGUAAGUAAGUAGGAAAAAAAACCAAUUUAAAUUAUAUCAAGGCAUAACACAAAUACAGUAUAUGUAUCUGAAAC